GACAGGAAGGGGGUCCUCAGUCUUGAGAGCAGCACCCAGCACUUCAUCAAGGAAAAGAGAGAGGUGACAGGACAGGGGGAGUACGAGGGAAAUGGACAAUCAGGUUUUCAUGAUCAAUAAGCAGAGUGUUGAGAGCUUACACAGCAGAGCUGGGCUACGUGGGUUCAAAGUCCAGCUCACCGCUAAUCACAUCUGACAUGUAGGAAAUUAUUUCUCCUCUCUAUGCCUCAGUUUGCUUGUCUGUAAAUUGGGGACAAUCAUUGUACCUACCCCCCAUGGAUGGAGUGAGAUUUAAAAUUCACGUGUGUGAAGAACAGGUAAAGACUAGUACAGAGCAGACUGUCAGACACAAGUUAUUAUCAUGGUCACUACUGUUAUUACUGUGAUGAUUCUCAUAGCACAAGGAAAGGGGAGAGUAAUGGAAUCAACAGGAGGGAAGAAACACCCAGAGCCUAGAAGCUCAGCCACUCCACCUGGCAUGAGCUCACCAGGAACUCCUGCCCCCUCAGGGUCAUAGUUUCCCAAUUUAAAUUUCCUCCAACGGUGCACAAAUUUCCCUUUUUCCCACAUAUUCACCGACAGUUAUUUCUUGUCUUUUUUAUAACAGCCAUUCUAACAGGUAUGAGAUGAUACCUCAUUGUGGUUUUGAUUUGCAUUUCCCUGAUGAUUACUAGUGUUGAGUACAUUUUCGUGUACCUCUUGGCCGUUUGGAUGUCUUCUUUGGAAAAAUGUAUAUUCAGAUCCUCUACCCAACUUUAAAUUUAUUAAUAAUAAUCUUUAGAGGGUUUUUUUUUUUUGCUAUUGAGUUGUAUGAAUUCUUUAUAUAUUUUGGAAGUUAAUCCUUUAUGAGAUAAUAUGGUUUGCAAAUAUUUUCUCCCAAAUUGUAGACUGCCUUUUCAUUUUGUUGAUGCUUUCCCUUGCUGUACAGAAGUUUUUAGUUUGCUAUGGUCCCACUUAUCUAUUUUUGCUUUUGUUGCCUUUGCUUUUGGUGUCAAGUCCAAAAAAUCAUUGCCUACACCAAUGUCAAAAAGCUCACUCCCUGUUUUCCUCUAUGAAUUUUAUGGUUUCAGGGUAGCAUCAUUUUUUAAAUUAUCAAAUUUAAGCUCAAAAAGAUUGAGUGACUUAUCCAAAGUCUUACAACUAAUAAAAUGGUAGAAGCAUGUCCAGGUAUAAAGCUAGGGGGGGUUUAAGUAUUGGUGAGGAUGUAGAGAAAAAGGAACCCUCAUGCACUGUUAGUGGGAAUGUAAAUUGGUACAGCCACUGUGGAAAACAGUAUGGAGGUUCCUCAAAAAAUUAAAAAUAGAAAUACUAUAUGAUCCAGUAAUUUCACUACUGGGUAUUUACCCAAAGGAAACAAAAACACUAAUUCAAAAAGAUAUACGCACCCCUAACUUUUAUUGCAGCAUUAUUUACAAUGCCCAAGAUAUGGAAGCAACUCAAGUGUUCAUCCGUAGAUGAAAUGAUAAAUGAGAUGUGGCAUCCAUCUUCAAUGGAACAUUACUCACCCACAAAAAAAAGAUCUUGCCAUCUGUAACAACAUGAAUAGACCUAGAAGGCUUAAUAUCAAGUGCGACAUUAACAUGUGUGAACAACCCUUGAGAAGGUCCUGUGCAGCCUACGCUGACUGCCAGGGCAUGGAUGGCAGGUACUGCAUGUGUGGCCCGGGACAGGAGCUCAUUUCUGAGACAGUGUUCAGGAAUGAGAGUGAGAAUAUGUGUCAAGGGGUCUUAGUGCUGCUACUGCUGACACUGGGACCUGUACGGAAACUGAAAGCCUCUGCCCCCACAGACUGUGCUCAGUGGUGCCCUCCGAAAUCCACGUGUGUCAAUGCCACUGCCUGUCGCUGCUCCCCGGGAUUCAUUUCUUCAUCCGGGGAGAUGUUCACCAGCCUGUUGGAGAGUUGUGAUGACAUCAAUGAAUGUGGACCACCCUCGGCAGUGUCCUGUGGAAAAUUCGCAGACUGCUGGAACACAGAGGGCAGCUACUACUGUACAUGCAGCCCAGGAUACAAGCUUGCUUCUGGGGCAAAAACGUUCAGGAAUGAGAGUGAGAACAUGUGUCAAGUUCACAGUCCUGAGAGCAGACCAGAUGACCAGGACCCAGGAGGAUGUUGUGUGGUGUCUACACAGAGUAACACGGACCCACCCGCAUACACACACGGAGAAUUGGGUGAUGAGAAGCAGCUCCUGUCUAGACCAGAUAGCAAUGGAAGAUAUCAUCGGAGACCAGCAAGCAUUGUUUUUCCCACCUGGACCCCACCCCAUGGAAUCAAGAGCCAGAGACUCUCCCACUUCUUUGAAAGAGUCCAAGAUCUGGGCAGAAAGUUCAUACCAGCCUUUGUCCAGGACACUAUCCAGGACCUUGUACAGGGUGUGGAUGAGCUGCUGGAGACCCCUGAGGACCUGGAGGCCCUGCCCCGCUCAGAGCAGCACUGUGUGGCCACUAACCUGCUUGUUGGUCUGGAGGAUGUCCUGAGAAAUCUGAGCCAGGCCCUGCCCAAUGGGACAUUGACCUUCAACGCAUCUGCAGGCACAGACCUGUCCCUGAAGGUGCGGGAGCAAGGAGAUAGAAAUGUCAUCUUGAGUCAGAGUCAGGUGAAGAUGCUGCUGAACUGGGAUGUGGUGCACGAAUCUGAUGACUCAGGUCCUUCUGUGGUGGGCCUUGUCUCCACACCGGGGAUGGGCAAGUUGCUGGCUGAGGCCCGCCUGGUCCUGGAGGCUGAGAUGCAGGCAGUUCUGCAUGGGGCACACAAGGGCGUGCUGCGAGGAGUCUCCUCUGUCCUGCUCUCACACGUCAUCUCUGCCUUUAUGAGCAACAGGGACACCCAGAACCUCAGCUCCCCUAUCACCUUCAUCUUUUCCCACCAUUCAGUGACCCGUGGGCCAAUGCAAAAGGUGUUCUGCGUCUUCUGGGAUCACACUCCGGAUGGAUAUGGUCAUUGGUCCACCACAGGCUGCAGGAUGGUGGCCACUGGAGACACCAGCACCACCUGCCAGUGCACCCACCUCAGCAGCUUUGCAGUCCUCAUGGCCCACUACAAUGUGCAGGAGGAGGAUCCCAUGCUGGCUGUGAUCACCUAUUUGGGGCUGGGCCUCUCUCUCCUGUGCCUCCUCCUGGCAGCCCUCACCUUCCUGCUGUGCAAAACCAUCCAGAACGCCAGCACCUCGAUCCACCUGCAGCUCUCAAUCUGCCUCUUCCUGGCCCACCUGCUCUUCCUCACAGCCAUCAACCAGACCGAGAUCAAGGUGCUGUGUGCCAUCAUUGCGGGUGCCCUACACUAUCUCUACCUGGAGUCCUUCACCUGGAUGCUGCUGGAGGGUCUGAAUCUCUUCCUCACUGCACGCAACCUGACGGUGGUCAACUACUCCAGUGUGAGCAGGGUCAUGAAGAAGCUCAUGUUCCCCGUGGGCUAUGGAGUCCCAGCUAUAAUUGUGGCCAUUUCUGCUGCAUCCAGGCCUCACCUUUAUGGAACACCCACCCGAUGCUGGCUCCACACAGACAAAGGAUUCAUAUGGACCUUCCUUGGCCCUAUCUGCACAAUUUUCUCCAUUAAUUUGGCUUUCUUUCUGAUGACCUUCUGGAUUGUGAAAACCAAGCUCUCUUCCAUCAACAGAGAUGUGUCCUCCCUCCAGAACACAAGGAUGCUGACAUUUAAAGCCACAGCUCAGCUGCUCAUCUUGGGCUGCACAUGGUGCCUGGGCAUCCUGCAGGUGGGUCCAGCUGCCCAUGUCAUGGCUUACCUCUUCACCAUCAUCAACAGCCUGCAGGGCGUCUUCAUCUUCCUGGUGUACUGCCUCCUCAGCCAACAGGUCCGGGAACAAUACAAGAAAUGGUUCAAAGGGGUCAGGAAAACCAAAGCCGAGUCUGAGAAGUAUACUCUCUCAAGUGGGACCAUGUCUGAUGCCUCCAAACACAGCGUGGAGAAUUAUAAUGAAGAGCUAAGCCUGACGACCUUGUCUCUUAGGAAAUGAAGAAAACACUCUCUGUCAUCCUUUGGGCAAAGAGUAUUAAAAAAUGCUUUUUCAUGUUUAUUACAAAUAACUCUUCUUGGCACCACUGUGGGAGAAAGUAAGCAGUAAAUGUUUGACAUUCAGUUGCUGGAGACUUUUGGUUUUCUGGUGUAUACAACAUUCUCAUCUCACUCCCAGUAUAAUCAGGAGCUAUGACCCAAUACCCCAGUAGAAGCCUCGUCUACAAAAAUUCUUCCUCAGGUUGAUGAUACAUAACAAGGAAAACCAGCCUCAAAGGACUUUCCUAAAAUAGCAUCAGAGAGGAAAGUAAUAUUCACAUACCUGCACGUAGUAUAAACAACAAAUCACAGUUUCUCAAGACUUUCCUGGUUUUAUUAGUAUUAGUAUAGUAUUAAAGUAUUACAUCCCAGAAAACAUUUUGGUUACAGGCAAAGUAGACCAGUUGGUCUUCAUACAUAUAUACAUGCCUCAACUUCUUCACUCUCCAUUUCUAAAGACUUACUAAUUUAUUCAUUUCAAAAAUAUGUACUGGGGGGCGUCUGGGUGGCUCAGAUGGUUAAGUGUCUGCCUUCGGCUCAGGUCAUGAUCCCAGGGUCCUGAGAUCGAGUCCCACAUUGGGCUCCCUGGUCCUUGGGGGCCUGCUUCUCCCUCUGCUUCUCUCUCUCUAUCUCUUAUGAAUAAAUAAAUAAAAUCUUAAAAAAAAAUACAAAAAUAUGUACUGGGAACAGAUCAAGAAGAUCCAAUUCCUGAUUUCACAGAAUUUAAAAGUGGGGGGGGGGAGUUUCAUCAGAGUAAAAUCAGAGCUAUGGGACUAGAGUUUCUGCAUCUUUAUGUUUUAUAAGUUGAGUUGUGGAAAAAGGUGUAUAUGGCUACUGCACAUUUUGUGAGAUGUAUUUAUAGAUAACAUUAUUUCACCCUCAUGCAGUCUAAGCAAGAUCUAAAUCCAGAGCAGUUACACCUACAAGAAACUCCCUGAGGGCUCCCUCUGACCAAUUCUGUAUCAAUUUGAACAUCAAGGAAAAUGACUGUACAUGAUUAUAAUGUUUUAAAUAAGCAUAUCCAUGAGUCCAUACUGAUACUUUAAAAGAUCAUCUAAUAGAUGUAGAAAAUACAACAGAAUUAGAAGAGCAUGUUUCUUUUAAUAUCCCAUAAAUGGCCACUACGAGCACUGAGUAAAAAGCUUUGGAGAACAGGCUGGGGACCACAGUGCCAAAGAAUCACCUCACAGACUACCAAUUAAUUACAAGGGACAAAGUAUACAUUUGCAACAUGGAGAUCUGACAGCCACCAUCUGAAACUAAUGAUGAAAUUUAAUAUCAUCAGUGGUGGGCAAACUGACUUUAUGUAUCUCCUGAUAUGUCAUGAAAUUACAACAUCCCAUUUUUAGUAAAUAAAGAAUUAUUAACAAAUCAGUCUAACUGAAAUCUAAUCCAGUCUUUAGGCUGUGGAUUGGCAAAGUAUAGCAUGCAGUCCAAAUCCAGGGAUUUUCCUGUUUUUGUUAAUAAAGUUUUAUUGGAACACAACCACACCCUUUCAUCGAUGGAUUACCUAUGGCUGCUUUCAUGCUACAAUGUCAGAGUUGAGUUGUGACAGAAGCUGUAAGGCCACAAAGCCAAAAAUGUUUGCUACCUGGCCCUUUUUAGAAGAAGCUUGCUGAUAUCUGUCCUUUUAGACCUAACUAUCAAUAUUAUGAAAUACAGGGGACAAAACAAUUUAAAUGACAUCAUGAGGAAACCAUCAGGCAAAUCCUGAACAUGGGCAUUCAACAAGACAAUUGGCCUGCCCUCGUCUAAAAUAUCAUUUUUAAAGGUGACUAGAGCACUGGGUGUUAUACACAAACAAUGAAUCAUGGAACACUACAUCAAACACUAAUGAUGUACUGUAUGGUGACUAACAUAACAUAAUAAAACUUAGAAAAAAUAAAAGUGACUAGAGGAUGCUCUGAAUUAAAAGAAAUGAAAGUGACAUAACAAACAAAUUCAGUGUCAAUUUUAGUAGGACUCUUGUUCAGAUACACAACUAUCCAUGACAUUUUGGAGGCAAUUAGGAUAAUUUGAAUAUGUAUCAGACAUUGAAAGUAAUUAUGAAAUUGUUGCUAAUUUUCUUGGGUAUAAUGAUAGUAUUGUGGUUAUGUAGAGAACAUUCCUUGAAUUCUCAAAUAUUUGUCGAGAAAGUAUUGAAGAAUGAAGUGUCAUGAUGUCUACCACGUAUUAUCAUAUGUUUUAGCAAGAAAAUUUAAUCCGCGUGUGGAAAUAAGUUGAGAAAGGUGUUUUAAUGUAGCACUAUGUUAACAAUUGUUGACUCCUGAUGGAGAGUAUAUGAGUGUUUAUUGUAUCAUUUUUCCAAAUUCUCAAUGUGUAAAAUGGUAAAUAAAAGGUGUCAGAAAAGUAGAUAAAUAUAUUAGUUAUUAAUUCAUUAAAGAUAUAUACUCUCAUAAA
Messenger RNA from Mirounga angustirostris (Northern elephant seal), 6409 nucleotides. Its product is annotated as adhesion G protein-coupled receptor E2-like. Gene Ontology annotation, cellular component: plasma membrane. The record is from RefSeq and is a predicted model, not a curated record. Gene Ontology annotation, molecular function: G protein-coupled receptor activity; calcium ion binding. Lineage: Eukaryota; Metazoa; Chordata; Mammalia; Carnivora; Phocidae. The coding region runs from base 1467 to 3971 and encodes 834 amino acids. The transcript has 19 exons. Gene Ontology annotation, biological process: cell surface receptor signaling pathway; adenylate cyclase-activating G protein-coupled receptor signaling pathway.